Messenger RNA from Sceloporus undulatus (fence lizard), 2638 nucleotides. It is a transcript of the gene ITFG1, whose product is annotated as integrin alpha FG-GAP repeat containing 1. Gene Ontology annotation, cellular component: plasma membrane. The record is from RefSeq and is a predicted model, not a curated record. The transcript is spliced from 16 exons. The coding region runs from base 52 to 1560 and encodes 502 amino acids. NCBI's taxonomy places the organism in Eukaryota, Metazoa, Chordata, Lepidosauria, Squamata, Phrynosomatidae.
AAUGUUGUGAUAACCAGUGUGGUUCCAGGUGACUAUGAUGGUGACUCCCAAAUGGAUGUCCUGCUGACAACUCACCCACAAAAGCAACCCAGCGCUGACUUAACUGUCUUGAUUUUUUGGGGAAAUAAUCAAACUUUAGAUGUAAAUCGUAAACUAGUAUUAAGUAAGAUGUUUCAUGAUGAACCACUAAUCAUGGAUUUCAAUGGUGACUUAAUCCCUGAUGUAUUUGGAGUUACAAAUGAAUCAUUUAAACCACAGAUACUGAUUGGCAGCAAUAACAGGAAUUUAUCAUGGCACCCGGCACUGGAUACACAUAAUAAAAUGUAUAUACCCCACUCUCAUGCAUUUAUAGAUCUGACUAAUGAUUUCACUGCAGAUUUGUUUCUCACAACAUUAUUAAAUGAUGGACAAAUUCAGUUUGAAAUAUGGGAAAAUCAGAAUGGGAAUUUUUCAAAACCUACACACAUAAAGAAGAAACCUGAAGAUGCUGUUGUUGUUGGCCAAUCAGUAUUUGCAGAUUUUGAUGGUGAUGGACAGACUGAGCAUUUGCUGCCAGUGUGUGCUGAUGCAGCUUGUCAAAAGAGUGUCAUCUACCUAUCUAAACCAGGAUCAGAUCAAUGGUUUCCAGUGUUACAAAACUUCACCAAUAAAGGCACUGUAUGGGGCUUUGUCCCAUAUAAUAAUGAUCCAGUUUCAACUGAAUUUUCAGUUCCAAUCACACUUCACAUUGGAGAUUAUAACAUGGAUGGCUACCCGGAUGCACUUGCCAUACUGAGGAAUACAUCAGGAAGCAACCAGCAAGCUUUCCUAUUACAGAAUGUCGAAUGCAAUAAUGCAAGCUGUGCAGGUGCCCGGCGUAUGUUUAAGGUCUACUGGGAGCUCUCAGAUCUAAAUCAAAUCAAAGACGCCAUGGUGGCAACCUUCUUUGACAUUUAUGAAGAUGGAAUCUUGGAUAUCCUUGUCCUCAGCAAUAAUUCUUCUAAGAAAGAGCUUGCUAUUCAUGCAUUAAAAAAUAACUUUGAAGCUGAUGCUUACUUUGUUAAAGUCAUUGUUCUCAGCGGCCUUUGUUCAAAUGACUGUCCUCAUAAGAUAACGCCCUUUGGUGUGAAUCAACCUGGACCUUAUAUUAUGUAUACAACAGUAGAUGCAAAUGGAUACUUGAAAAACGGUUCAGCUGGACAGCUCAGCCAGUCUGCCCACUUUGCCCUCCAGCUCCCGUAUAAUGUGUUAGGCUUGGGACGCAGUGCUAAUUUCCUUGAUCACUUGUAUGUCGGCAUUCCUCGUCCACUGGGAGAAACGUCUGUAAGAAAACAGGAGUGGACAGCCAUCAUCCCAAAUUCCCAGCUUAUAGUCAUUCCAUAUCCUCACUAUCUCCCUCGAAGCUGGAGUGCCAAGCUGUACCUAACCCCAAGUAACAUUGUACUGCUAACAGCGAUUGCCCUAAUUGGGGUCUGUGUCUUCAUCCUGGCAAUAAUUGGCAUAUUGCACUGGCAGGAAAAGAAAGCAGAUGACAGAGAAAAACGGCAAGAAGCCCACCGUUUCCAUUUUGAUGCUAUGUGAUCUGCCUUAAUACCUUGAUGGAUGAGAUGUAUAGAAUUGUCUUGAUCUAAAGUAGUAUAUUGGAGUAUACAAAGGCCAAGGAAGAGGGUAUUCUUUCUGUACUAUUUGUAAAUGUUGCAAUGUUUUUAAUUUAUUUGUAAAGUGUUAAAAUCAAGUGUAUCUUACAUGGCCUUCCAGUAAUCAGUUGUAUAUACACUUUUCACUUGGUUUAACAAAGCUGUAAAUUCAGCUUUAAUAGUGUAUGCAUGCAUUUCAUUGUUUUCAUAUUCUUGUUUUCUUCUGUACAAUGUUUCAUGCAAAGGAAAUUAUAUGUAAAUUGGAAGUGAGUUUCAUUGCGCAAAAUCCUUUUAGUGCCACUUCAAUAAGUCCAGUCACAUAUACGUUCCCAGUGUGCAAUGUGAAUUACAUUUUUAUAAUUUCCUUUCCAGCAAACUGUCAGAUAAGACAUCUCAUGUUAUUCUGAGUCCUCUCUCUGGUGUUUCAUCUGCAUUGCUUAUUCUUGUCUUAAUCUUUUGUCACAAUCAAGUGUGAGGAAAAACUUUUUUUAACUGAAAGGUAAAAGCAUCUUAAUAACUGAUCUGUAAUAGUUGUUCGUAAUUUGAUUUACAUUUUAAAUUAUGCUUUCCUGAAAUGGAAUAAUUCUGCAUUAUUUAUUCUUGGUAGUAGUUAUGAUGCAAGUACACUAAGGCAUAUCAUGAAAACAAUUGACCAAUAAGAAGUUCUUCAAACAUGUGCAUUUCUUGGGAGAGAAUUCUACAUGAAAAACCAUGUGCUGUGUGAUGUUUGCAAAUUCAGAUCAGAUUAAGGGCUGGACUAUGAUAUACUUAUUUUUCCUGCAAUCUUGACUGAGGUUAUAUAUUGUAGCUACAAAGCAGUUUUUGGGUAUUUGUUACAACUACAAACAAACAGAAUCCAGAAUUUUCCCAAUACUGAUUGUGCCAUGGCAUUUUUAUUAAACAGAUUGUGCUGAAAACACACUUUAUGUAUUGCAAUGUAUUCCUUGAGUUUUAUUUAUCACUUACUAUGCCUUGAGAACUGUUGCUUUGCAUUCCUAAUAAACAAUAUCAAUUAAGUUAAA